CUCAUGGCAAAGCGAAGCCACCAACCCCCCCAGAGCGGGACCGGGCGCGCCGGGGUGCAGGGGCCGGGGGCAGCGGGGGGGCGGGAUGGGGGCAGACCCGGGGAGGCGGCGGGAGCAGGGGGCCGGGGGGAGGCUGGGAGGAGGAGGAGGAGGGAGCCGGGGCCGGUCACACACGCCCGCCGCCGCCGCCGCCGCCGCCGCCGCCGGCAGCAGCAGCCGCCCCGCGGGCCAGCACCACCGGCUGCCGGUCUCCGUGACAACGCGACCCCAGGGGGGGGGCCGGACCCGGCGGGGGCAGGAGGCGGAGAGACCGGACCUUUCACGGCAAUAUCCUCAUGGGCCGGCGGCAGGGGGUCUUUAUCCCCCUCCCCGGGGGAAGCGGCGCCCUUCUCGGUAGCGGGGCUCAGGCGAUGCCGGCGGAUUUUCUUCACUCAACGAGCAGAGCAUCCAACAUGGCGCUGCGGCCGCCUCCAGCAGUCCGGCAGGACGGCCGCUCGGAAAACUUCGGGCCUUUUCGGAGUAGCUCGGGAGGCCGAGGACCAACCUCCCCACGCUGGCCAGAGGCACUGUCAACAAGCGAAGCUGAUUUUGUGAACUUGCCUGCUGAGAGCCCUCCAUGGCGCCCCUGUUGCCUUCAGGAUCCAGUCUAAAUUCAAGGCCCUUCAGGAUCUGGACUCUGCUUCCAUCCUGCCACUCUCCACCUCAGAUCCAGAACUGCAGCCACCUUGCUCCACUGCAGACAAAGCCAUUCUCUUCCUCGCCCUGGGGUCUGUGUGUGGACUACGAACCCAAACCAUCCUCUCCCUUCUCAGCCCGUUGGCUAAUGCCUGCUCCUGCCUCAAGGCUUGGCUUAAGCCUCACCUCCUCUAGGCAGCCUUUCCUCACUCCCGAGGCUGAGCUAGGCUCCCAAAUAGAUGCUUAAAGCUCAGUGUUGAGCAAUAAAGAGUAGAGCUGUUGGAAUCAAAUUACCUGAAUUUGAUUCUCAGCCCUGCCAUUGAUUAAUUGUAUGACCUUGGAGAAAUCACAUAACCUCUCAAGCCUCAGUUUUCUCAUCUGUAAAAUGGAGACUCCACCUCUUUUCAUGAGAAAUAAGACAACAA
Molecule: messenger RNA, 1100 nt
Organism: Balaenoptera musculus (blue whale)
Lineage: Eukaryota; Metazoa; Chordata; Mammalia; Artiodactyla; Balaenopteridae
Product: serine/arginine repetitive matrix protein 3-like
Exons: 2
Coding region: 4-594 (196 amino acids)
Source: RefSeq, a predicted model, not a curated record